AUGACCUCCUCCGUUUCCAUGCCUGGCAUAAAAGUCGUCUCUUCCCUCCAAUCGGCCACAAACACAUCCUCCCCCGCUACACCAGGCGUCCCUCAACAACUCCAAGUCCAAUCUCAAACCCAGCACCAGCCCCAACAGGAAGAUCAACAAGGCAUACCACAACCCGCUCCCUUCCCCCCUCCACAAACGUUUGAUAUCCUCCCCUCGCUCCACGACCUUCUCCUCCGCCUUGCCUCAAGCUCCUCAAACCCGCACCAACACCAGACAGAUCCAACCUCUGCAGGCGACAACGAUGGCCCAUCAUCAGCUAUAGGAGGACCGGGGACGGGACCCGGAGUUGCCGCAAACACAACUGCUGCGCGCCCCACAUCUGUAGAUGCAGCGGCGGUGGCAUUUCUGGACCCGAAGUUGCUACUAUCGGAAGCUAGUGCGGUGAAGAUUCGCAUCCAAAAAGCAAAAGCGGCGUUGGAGUCAUUGCCUGAUAUACAGCGGGGUGUGGCGGAGCAGGAGGAUGAGAUUAGAGUAUUAGAAGAGAGGAUCGAGAGGUUGAAGGGGAUCAUUGUCGAGUUUGGAAAGAGGAGUACGGGGUUUGCAGGGGUUCCAGGAAUGGGAUAA
Molecule: messenger RNA, 615 nt
Organism: Histoplasma capsulatum G186AR
Lineage: Eukaryota; Fungi; Ascomycota; Eurotiomycetes; Onygenales; Ajellomycetaceae
Exons: 1
Coding region: 1-615 (204 amino acids)
Biological process (GO): regulation of transcription by RNA polymerase II
Cellular component (GO): mediator complex
Molecular function (GO): transcription coregulator activity
Source: RefSeq, a predicted model, not a curated record